CUCCAAACGGCGCGAGAAGUCACAUUUGUCUUACCUUUAAUUUUGUGAGACUUAUCACUUUAUUCUUCGUUGUUGAGCUGGAGACACCGCCUUUCCUGUCCCUCGGCUUCCUCCAGCCGUCUGCGGAAAGUUUGACACCUUCAAGGGUUCACCAACAUUAUUUUGUGGACGACAGCUAGAGAAAGCGGUCUGUUCACCCGUAGCGUGCAGAUUUCUUCGGCCACUAGUGCUGUCUUGUGAAACUAAACCAUGGGGAAGCAGAACAGUAAGCUCCGCCCUGAGGUGAUGCAGGACCUGCUAGAAAGCACGGACUUUACAGAGCACGAGAUCCAGGAAUGGUACAAGGGCUUUCUUAGGGACUGUCCCAGCGGCAACCUAUCCAUGGAGGAGUUUAAGAAAAUCUACGGAAACUUCUUCCCUUACGGAGACGCCUCCAAGUUCGCAGAGCACGUGUUUCGCACUUUCGAUGCGAACGGCGACGGCACGAUAGACUUUCGGGAGUUCAUCAUUGCGCUGAGCGUCACGUCACGAGGAAAGCUGGAACAAAAGCUUAAGUGGGCCUUCAGCAUGUACGAUUUGGAUGGUAACGGUUACAUCAGCAAGUCAGAGAUGCUUGAGAUUGUGCAGGCGAUUUAUAAGAUGGUAUCAUCUGUGAUGAAGAUGCCAGACGAUGAGUCUACGCCUGAGAAGAGAACAGAGAAGAUCUUCAGACAGAUGGACACCAACCGGGAUGGGAAACUGUCUCUGGAGGAGUUCAUCAAAGGGGCAAAGAGCGACCCAUCCAUCGUGCGUCUGCUACAGUGUGACCCCAGCAGUGCAGGACAGUUCUGAGAUCCGUGUCACAUGUGUCGACCUUUUAUUUAUUUAUGGGUUUUAAUUUACUUUUAAUAUAGUCACUCCUCCCACUCGCAGGGACAUGAUGGAGGGUCAGUUUUUCCAUAGUAGGGCAUCUGGGUCCCAUCAGACUGAGCUUGGCCAGAUGUAGACACACACACAGAGUUAUUGGCUGUGUUAUCCCUUUAGGGAUAUACACCAGGUCAACAGGAACCCUGUGAUGGAGUGAAUUAUGGUAACUAAAGCAUCUAUCUGAGCUCAGAUCACUUCCUGAUUAGAAAACAGACUUUGUGUCAUGUUAAGUACAUGGUCUGUAAUCAUUUAUGAUUUAAAAAAUGUGUUUUUAUUUUUAAAAGCUUGUAGACGGGACAGUUUAAAGAGUCAGGAAGAAAGGAAUAACUUGAUGCUUCAGUACAGGAAUGAAUUUAACUUUUUUUUUAUCCUGUAAAAAAAGAAAAAGGGUCCGUUUCUGACCCUGGUUGUGGCAUCUCUCCAGUUUGUCUAUUGACACCUCAGCCUUAGUAAUUUGUAUAUUUGGGUACUCAAUACAGUCACUGCAGACUCAUUCCGAUUUUUAGAUCGAUCUCGAUGAUGUUUAAAUAGAUAAUUGACAGCCUAGUCUUGGCCAACUUUGUUAUUGGCAUAUCACAGUAUUAUUAUUAUCCAAUGGGACCAAUAAAUCAUGCAUUCAGAUCGUUCAAAAUGGUUCUCAACAUUUUACUUGCGGUCCAAAGAGCCUUAUUAACAAGUGCUGUAAACGCACAUCCCGUUUUAUGUCGAGUAGUUUUAGUUUAAUAAAGUCUGCUGUUUGAAAGACUUAAAAAAAAAACAAGUUCUUUUUCUUUUCCAAGUUUUCUAAUGUUUGUACUGUAGUAACGUUUAGGCUUGUAUAUAAAUCUAAAACGUCAGACGCGCAUGCAAAACUGUACUCAAGAGUUCCAACUUCGACCGCAGCGAUCAGUUUUAAUUGAUGUUUUUAGUGAAAAGCAUGUAACACCAAUUUUAUCUGCAUUUGUGAACAGGAGAGUAUUUGUGUUAUUUGUAUGCAUGUCGUGUGUGGUUGAGAUCAGUUACAACCCUGGUUAUAGAUGUUGUGAUGCAUUGUUUGCAUAAUUGCAGAAAGUGGGCUAAUUACUUUUUGUUGUCGAAGAACUAGAGCUUUGAUUCAAGGCUUGUAUGAGAGUCUUUAACUCUGGGUUGUACACAUGAGCAUCAUCAAGUUACAGAAUUGCCUUAUACACACUGAAGUAAUGCUGUGUGGCUUUGUCUUUCUUUUAAUUAAUCUUGCUUACUUCUGAAAUGAACACCUGCUGAAAGUUUAAUCCUAUGGUUUUCCCAUUCACCUAAUUUAUAAAAUAACAAAGCAGUAGUAGUGGUUUAUCUUGACUGCUUCUAUCAUUAAAAAGUAUGCUUCUGACUUGAAGAGCUUCAACGCACCCAUUACUUUUCUAAUAGCCCCUCAUGUUGUUCAUUCGUUUAUAACACUGCCCUGAACAUUAACAAUAUCACCACCUGUCAUGCUUUUAUUGAGCAAGCUGAAGCCACAGAGCUCCCCUAUGUUUCUAAACAUCAAUGCCUCACCACAGUGCAUUCAAUUCUGCUAUAGUAAACAUAUUUGAAUGUUUGUUGUUAGGUUUUUAUUCGUUAACUGCUGGUUUUGUAAAAAUUGAAAAGGCAGAUCAAACCUGCAUUUUUUGAUUAAUGCAUAUUUUAUGUUUCAUUUUAAACCUCUGACAUAACAUUUCUGUAUCACAAAUAUAUAUCACGUGGUCAGGUGCCAAAAAUAUGGAAGCAGUAUUGUAUAAAUUUAUACUGUACAAUUGUUAUUUGUUUGUAAUUGUUGCAUUUUUGUAGAUUUUGUAUGGUAAUCUGUAUUUUGUGACUGUAGAUUUGAGGCAUAGACAUUUGUUUUGGUUAUAAGCAGAAAUUAAAUAUGAAGAGAA
Molecule: messenger RNA, 2777 nt
Organism: Paramisgurnus dabryanus
Lineage: Eukaryota; Metazoa; Chordata; Actinopteri; Cypriniformes; Cobitidae
Source: RefSeq, a predicted model, not a curated record